Messenger RNA from Biomphalaria glabrata, 3537 nucleotides. Its product is annotated as sodium/bile acid cotransporter 4-like. NCBI's taxonomy places the organism in Eukaryota, Metazoa, Mollusca, Gastropoda, Planorbidae. The record is from RefSeq and is a predicted model, not a curated record. The transcript has 6 exons. Bases 274 to 2262 code for a protein of 662 amino acids. Gene Ontology annotation, cellular component: membrane.
AGGGAAAGAACCAUGUAACAUAUUCCGACAUAUGUUCUGUCCCUUUGCUCUUGUCAUGUCAUGGGUGACAGAGCUCAAAUAGGAACCAUUUCACGACAGACCUAUAGGCUGACUAUAUAGUCUACCAUAAAGAGAAUUUGAUGUUAAUUUCCAUAGGUUGUUUUUUUUUAAAUAGAGUGUGACUGUUUAGGACCUACAGAUUUAUGAAACAUUUUGGAUUACCUACGUUUACACCUUCUGUCUUUGAGGAGCUGAAUAUUUUUCAAUGGUAGGAUGACAAUGUUUUUCCUAAAUAUGAAUAGGACAACACUGUGGGCAGUUUUAAUUGUGAUGUUGAGCAGUAUUGAAUUAAGUGAUUCUCAAACGGAUGGUGAUACAAAUCCAGACACAACCAAGGUGCCUCCGACUCAGGGGAUGAGUGAUCAGCUGGUGACCGUCAAUGUGGUUUCGAACAUAGGUAGACCAGGAGCGCUUCUGUUCUCUUUGGAUGUCACGGCCGUGUUUCUGAUGAACUACACCCUGAGGUGCCUUAGUCUCGACACUGUCUACGCCCUGACUGCCAUGACGAUGUCGCCGAACGUUGCAAGAAUUGACAACAGCAAAUUUAAUAUCUCCUGCGCCUCGGCUGUCCCCUGGCUGAGCCCUAAUUCCAGCGCCAACUCUACAAUGCCUCUUUUAGGGGAUGUCACUCUUGAAGAUGAUAACCAAGGGAAACCACCCAGGUACGUUGGCUACGUUCAGGGGCGGAUCAACGUUACCUUGGUAACCAAUAACAUCGGAAGGUCUUUUCUUUUGGUGCUAGCCGACAGAAUAGCUGGGGUCGAUCCCUCGAACCAGACUCAACCAUCUUCUGGUGCUCAAAGCAACCAUCAAGGUUUCAUUACCCGCAGUGACAUAAAUGUGUCUUCGGAUAACAAUGGAGCCUCCAUAGGCGCCCCGGUCUCACCAGGCUUGCCUCAGUUGCCCCCAAACACGGUUGGGAGAGCUAUGAUCAUCGUCAUGCAGUUGCCAAGACCGAUUGACACCAUUUUCCGCAUCCUCCUGUACAUCUUCAUAAUUCUGGCCACCACUGGAAUGGGAGUCAAGGUUGAGAUAUCUGUCAUCAAGGCCGUCCUUAAGAAACCAGUCGCUCCUAUCAUCGGGCUACUGUGUCAGUAUGUUGGAAUGCCUCUAAUUGCAUUUUUGAUAGCCAAGACUAUACCACAAGAUAGCGCUGCUAUCUCCCUUGGAAUAUUCACGUGCGGUAUUGUGCCAGGUGGUGGUCCUAGCAACAUGUUUACAUACUUGUUGGGUGGUGAUCUGUCCUUGUCCAUUGCUAUGACAACCAUUAGUAGCGUGGCUGCAUUAGGGCUGAUUCCCUUCUGGAUCUUCACUUUGGGAAGUCUCUUUAAAGACGACACUGUCAAUUUGAAAAUUCCUUACGAAAACAUCUUGGAAACAUUGGCAAUAGCCAUCUUACCCAUCUUUCUGGGCAUUUUGAUCAAAUAUAAGUUACCAAAAGUUGCGAAAGUCGUCACAAAAAUUCUGAAACCAGCUUUGAUGAUAGUUGUGUUGUUUAUCACGUCUCUCGGUAUUUACACUAACCUCUUCAUCUUCAAGAUGAUCAAACCCAUGACAAUCGCUGCCGGAUGUCUGCUGCCAUACAUUGGCUACAUCGUGGGCGGGCUUAUCGCCUUCCUGUGUUGUCAGUCCUGGACAAGAGUCAAGACCAUCGCCAUAGAAACUGGUAUACAGAACAUGGGCAUCGCCUUCUUGAUAGUAUAUUUAUCCCUACCUCCACCAGACAACCAGCUUGCUGUCGUGGGACCUGCCUCCUCCGCCAUCAUGACACCCCUGCCUCUGUUAGUCCUCGUGGUGUUCUAUUUCUUAUACCAACGAAGGCAGAAUACUAAGGGAGAUAAGAGCGCGGAAAUCGACGUCGUGAACAACAACGAAGAGAAGACAACUCUAACGACCAGCCAGGAAGACAACGAAAUGAGUUCGUCUACUCAAGACAAGAAAACGUCCAGAUUCAAACUGUUUAAAAAAACCAACAAGGAAGACGAGAAACGUAAAGAGGCUAAGAAAAAUGAGGCCAAGCGAUUAGCGCUAAAAAAAUUAGCAGAAGGCGAAGGUACAGCCGCCAUCAUUGUCUUGUGGCAGAAGUUGACAAAAGGCAAAGUGGUGGAGGAUCCAGGAAAAGCACUUCUGGAUCAAGAGACCAUAGUUGCUGCCCCCGAAAAGGAACUUUCGCGUGGCUCAGAGUGUGACAUAAAGCAAUGACAGUAAUCUUAGUCUUAAUAUUAAAUUUCUUUUAGCCUGUAUUAACAAGGCGCUGUUUAGAAAACCUGGAAUUCAUUUUGAGGAUUCGAUUUGUUCUUACGAUCGUAGUGCAACUACAUAUGAAACAAAGACUAUACGUCUGAAAAAAAAAUUCAGUUGCCGACUUACAUAAUUAAGAAUUUUCGGCCUGAAGCGCUCACAGAGUUGAUGUUUUUUUGCAAGUAUUAGAGAUUAAAAUUGUUGAAUGAAUUUAUUAAGAUCUAUUUUGCUUAGCCGAAGGUUUAGAGAUCCGCAUUAUAUAGUUUUGUAAGUCAAUUUGUGACUUAAUGAAAUUGAGCCUCUAAGUUUUUAGUCCUGUUGCGACUAAGAAAAUUCGCAUCGUCACAAACCUCUUUCACCUCAACAGGUGCAAUCAACAAGGCUAGUGACCAAAAGCCCUUUUCAAUAUUAUUUUGCAUGUUAAAAAGGGAGACAAGUAGUGGAAAUAUUAUUGUAGAAUCGUGGCACUGAUAUCCUUAAAGUUAUAUCGAGUCGACCACAAUAUUUGUAAGAGGUUUGAAUCAUGGAUUUUUUUCUAAGGGGUAUUUUUGUCUUUUCUUUGCACACACACACACACACACACACACAUAUAUACUUUAAAUUUACGCAGAUAACGUCCAGUACAGCCAAUGCGUUCAUUUUAUUCGGCGGUCUUUUGUACAUAGCCUAGGUUCUGUCUGGAGUUAUUACAAUGACAGAUACCCUUCCCUUGCCAGCUAGGGGGAGGGAGAAGCGCUGUGAGCGGGGUCUGGGUAGCCAAACAUUAUUUCCUGUAUAUCUGUUUAUUAGAUUGUAGCCUACGCAAAAAUACAGUCACCUAAUUUUGGAAUUGUAUCUCAAGGGUGGGGAUGGGCGACGAGGUUGAACCCCGAACCCUACCUCCUAAGAUACGCCUAUGGUUCAAAUAUAAGGUGGACAUGUGAAUGACGUACAAAUCAGGUAGACUCCAGUUUCUAACAAAUACGUAUCUUGUAAGCAAUGCUUUGUAGUAUUUUAAAGUCAUUUGCUACUUCCAUUAAUUCCGAAAAAAAAACAACAUACGAUUCAUUUGUGUACAAUAUUCAUCAUGAUUUCACCCAUAGCGUGCAUUUAAUUACGCAUGACUCAAUGUUUUCACAGCUGAGGGAAUGGCAAUGUACUUUUUGUUUUUUUAAUCAGGAAGAAAAAAUUUAAUGUACAUUUAUCCCAACAUGUUUAUUACAUAAUGUGUAAUACAUUCAACUUGUGUGAUUUUUU